GUUAUUUGUUAGCAGCUUCUUAACGGGAACGACUGAUACAUAGCCGAGAUAAACACACACCUCUGCAGAUAAAUACAGAGAAAAUGGGGAAGAAACACAAGAAACAUAAGCCGGAGUGGAGAACAGUCGAUGAUUACGAGGACAAGGCUCUUGAGAAACCACUGAAGCUUGUGCUCAAAGUUGGAGGGAGUGAAGUGACAGAACUAUCUGGUUCGGGCCAUGACUCCAGCUACUAUGAUGACAGAUCAGACCAUGAGCGAGAACGCCACAAAGAGAAGAAAAAGAAGAAGAAGAAAAAGUCUGAAAAGGAUAAAGACAAAUAUGUGGAUGAUGAGGAGAGAAGACGGCGAAAGGAGGAAAAGAGAAAGAAGAGGGAGCGAGAGCAGAAUGAAUCGGAAGCAGCAGCAGCUACUACUGCUGCUAGUAGCGGUGUGCCUGUGGAACCUUUCACAUUGCCAAAAACUAUAAGUAUCGGAGUAGAGCCCGAAGAGAAGAAAAAGAAGAAAGAGAGGUUUGAGAUAGAGCCUGAAGAGGAGUUUCACCCCGCUGUGAAGGUGGACAUAGAGCAGCAAGGGGAUAGGCCAGUUCGAGCAUGCCGGACACAACAAGAGAAUGAAUCCACUCCUCGCCAACAAUUGCUGGAACACUUCUUGCGCCAAUUGCAGAGGAAAGACCCCCAUGGAUUCUUCUCAUUUCCAGUAACAGAUGCAAUCGCUCCUGGUUACUCAAUGAUCAUCAAACAUCCUAUGGACUUUAGUACCAUGAAAGAUAAGAUUGGAGACAAUGAAUACAACACAGUUACUGAAUUUAAGGCAGAUUUUAAAUUGAUGUGUGACAAUGCCAUGGUGUACAACCGACCAGAGACGGUAUAUUACAAGGCUGCCAAGAAACUGCUCCAUACAGGGUUCAAGAUGAUGAGCAAGGAGCGUCUUUUGGCUCUGAAGCGCAGCAUGUCUUUCAUGCAGGAUAUGGAUUUCACCCAGCAGGCAGCCAUUUUGGGAGAUGAAGACCUUGCAGCUGAUAUACCUCCUCCAGAGAUCAUACCUAUCCCAGUGGAAUCGGCAAAGAAGUCGAAGAAACAACCAGUCAAAGACAUGAAGGAAGUCAUCAGUUACCUGUUUGAGCCAGAGGGAAACGCUUGCAGCUUGACUGACACUACAGCAGAGGAGCAUGUUCUGGCUCUGGUUGAACAUUCUGCUGAUGAAGCGCGGGAUCGGAUCAACAGAUACAUGCCAAACUCCAAGAUGGGAUACUUGCGUAAAGAGUCAGACAAUCUUCUAUAUACUGUUGUGAAUCAACUUGAUCCUGAUGCAGACGAAGAGGAGACCCAUAAAGUGGACCUGAGUUCUCUGUCAAAUAAACUUCUGCCUGGAUUAACAACCUUGGGUUUCAAAGAUGACAGGAGACACAAGGUGACAUUCCUGAGCAGUGCCUACAACAUUCAGAGCCUUCAGAAGAACUCCGUCUUUCCAGACCUGCUAUCUGAUGAGAUGGACAUGCUCUAUUCAGCCUACGGAGAUGACACAGGGGUACAGUGUGCUCUGAGCAUACAGGAGUUUGUCAAGGGUUGUGGAAGUGUCACCAAGCGCUGGGUCGAUGGGCUUCUGGACAAGAUGACCGCAGGUGAUCACACCAAAGCUGUCAAUCAAGUUAGACAGAAAAGAAAUAUGAUGCUGAAACCAGAUGAAAACAAGAGUAACAUCUGUGACAUACAAGUUGCAGAUGGCACUGGCCUGGGAGAGAGCAGUUCAGUGCUAGACUUCAUGUCAAUGAAGAACUAUCCUGAUAUGUCUCUGGAUAUAUCCAUGCUGAACUCAUUAGGUAAAACAGUGAAGAAAGAGCCCGGGAACGACGAGAGCCAGCAACAGUUUGAUGAUGCAGACAAACUACUGCAGGAGUUUCAAGAGGCUCAGGUCGACAGAGUCGGCUCCAGACCUUCGUCCAACCUGUCGUCCCUAUCCAACGCCUCAGAGAGGGAUCAGCAUCACUUAGGGAGCCCAUCACAGCUGGGUGUUGGAGACCAGUCUGAAAUGGUUCAUGAUCCCUACGAGUUCCUGCAAUCUCCAGAGUCAGAGAACACAGCCAACAGCUGACCACACACACUGCUGUUUUGUCAUCUUGGUGUUAACAGCACUGGGUACUGUUGGACUUUUCAAACACCAUGGAGACACCAGCCAUUUCUGACCUGUUUUACAAACGAAAUAUGAUUGUACAGCCUGUUUUUAGUUUAAUUGUAUUGUUUUGUAUGAGUGCAACACUUGAAAAAUAAAUGCUUGCACCUGUA
Messenger RNA from Scomber japonicus (chub mackerel), 2284 nucleotides. It is a transcript of the gene brd9, whose product is annotated as bromodomain containing 9. Gene Ontology annotation, cellular component: nucleus. The transcript has 17 exons. Gene Ontology annotation, biological process: regulation of transcription by RNA polymerase II. The coding region runs from base 84 to 2093 and encodes 669 amino acids. NCBI's taxonomy places the organism in Eukaryota, Metazoa, Chordata, Actinopteri, Scombriformes, Scombridae. The record is from RefSeq and is a predicted model, not a curated record.